This is a messenger RNA of Talpa occidentalis (Iberian mole), 1335 nucleotides long. It is a transcript of the gene SHH, whose product is annotated as sonic hedgehog signaling molecule. The transcript is spliced from 3 exons. Lineage: Eukaryota; Metazoa; Chordata; Mammalia; Eulipotyphla; Talpidae. Gene Ontology annotation, molecular function: patched binding; calcium ion binding. Gene Ontology annotation, biological process: smoothened signaling pathway; intein-mediated protein splicing; protein autoprocessing. The record is from RefSeq and is a predicted model, not a curated record. Bases 1 to 1335 code for a protein of 444 amino acids.
AUGCUGCCGCCGGCGCGGUGGCUGCUGCUGCUGCUGCUCGCGGGCCCGGGGCUGGCGUGCGGACCCGGCCGGGGAUUUGGGAAGAGGCGGCACCCCAAGAAGCUGACCCCUUUAGCCUACAAGCAGUUCAUCCCCAACGUGGCCGAGAAGACGCUCGGGGCCAGCGGGCGCUACGAGGGGAAGAUCUCCAGGAACUCGGAGCGGUUUAAGGAGCUCACCCCCAACUACAACCCCGACAUCAUAUUUAAGGACGAGGAGAACACCGGGGCCGACCGGCUGAUGACUCAGAGGUGCAAGGACAAGCUGAACGCCCUGGCCAUCUCCGUGAUGAACCAGUGGCCCGGCGUGAAGCUGCGCGUGACCGAGGGCUGGGACGAGGACGGCCACCACUCGGAGGAGUCGCUGCACUACGAGGGCCGCGCCGUGGACAUCACCACGUCGGACCGCGACCGCAGCAAGUACGGCAUGCUGGCGCGCCUGGCCGUGGAGGCCGGCUUCGACUGGGUGUACUACGAGUCCAAGGCGCACAUCCACUGCUCCGUGAAGGCCGAGAACUCGGUGGCGGCCAAGUCGGGCGGCUGCUUCCCCGGCUCGGCCACGGUGCAGCUGGAGCAGGGCGGCACGAAGCCGGUGCGCGAGCUGCGCCCCGGGGACCGCGUGCUGGCGGCCGACGAGCAGGGCCGGCUGCUCUACAGCGACUUCCUGGCCUUCCUGGACCGCGACGACGGCGCCACCAAGGUCUUCUACGUGAUCGAGACGCGGGAGCCGCGCGAGCGCCUGCUGCUCACCGCCGCGCACCUGCUCUUCGUGGCGCCGCACAACGACUCGGCGGCCGCGGAGCCGGGCGCGCCCGGGGGGCCGGCGGGGCCGGGGGGGCCGGGGGCGCUCUUCGCCAGCCGCGUGCGCCCGGGCCAGCGCGUGUACGUGGUGGCCGAGCGCGGCGGGGGCCGGCGGCUGCUGCCCGCCGCGGUGCACAGCGUGACCACGCGCGAGGCGGCGGGCGCGUACGCGCCGCUCACGGCGCAGGGCACCAUCCUCAUCAACCGGGUGCUGGCGUCGUGCUACGCGGUCAUCGAGGAGCACAGCUGGGCGCACCGCGCCUUCGCGCCCUUCCGCCUGGCGCACGCGCUCCUGGCCGCGCUGGCGCCCGCGCGCUCGGACCGCGGCGCGGGGGGCGCGGGGGGCGCGGGGCGCGGGGCGGCGGGGGCGCGGGGCGCGGCCGAGGCGCCGGCCGCGGGCGUCCACUGGUACUCGCGGCUGCUCUACCGCCUGGGCACCUGGCUGCUGGACGGCGAGGCCCUGCACCCGCUGGGCAUGGCGGGCCCGGCCAGCUGA